AUGCUGAGCAACUUGCACUUCAUAAACUCUGCGACACACACAAUGGAAGCAAGAAGAUUGACUCCUAUUCUUCAUUACGGACAGUCCAGUCUCAUUCCUAACACACAACACUAUCUGCUUUUCAACUCUUCUAUCUAUCAUAUGUACUAUACAUACAAGAAAGAACAUAGCGUCGGCGAGGAAAAUCUAACACCUUAUUUACCACCCUCGCACACACGAACCUGUGAUCCAAAGACCCAACCAACCUCCCAUAUACCCUCCAAACACGACAGAAUCCCCCAACAGCACACAAAUCCGUGUCCAUCCAAUCAAUCGUGCAUGUCAUCACAUCUCGCAGCGUGCGUAGAUUGCCUCCCCAACAAAACCUGCGGGAACACUAAGAAAGAAAGAAAAAAAACAAGUUGGCAACCUGUCACUGUAGCGUGCAGCAGCGUCACAAAUGGUAGCAUCGCCGUCCUUGAUACAUCUCAUCUCAACAUAGCUGGGCGCAUAUACAUAGCUCCCGGUGGAACACAAAAGUCGAUAACGGUGACGGCAUUCAUUCAUUUGCUGUGCAUUCUGCUUCAACUUUGCUUUUACUUUUCUCAAUUUUUUUUUCUGGUUCCUCGUGGGAUCAACACUACUCCACCCCGUCGAUAA
Molecule: messenger RNA, 639 nt
Organism: Periconia digitata
Lineage: Eukaryota; Fungi; Ascomycota; Dothideomycetes; Pleosporales; Periconiaceae
Source: the annotation of a GenBank genome assembly